This is a messenger RNA of Rhinopithecus roxellana (golden snub-nosed monkey), 1532 nucleotides long. Its product is annotated as bone morphogenetic protein 8B. The record is from RefSeq and is a predicted model, not a curated record. The coding region runs from base 348 to 1397 and encodes 349 amino acids. Gene Ontology annotation, molecular function: cytokine activity; growth factor activity. The transcript has 6 exons. NCBI's taxonomy places the organism in Eukaryota, Metazoa, Chordata, Mammalia, Primates, Cercopithecidae. Gene Ontology annotation, biological process: SMAD protein signal transduction. Gene Ontology annotation, cellular component: extracellular region.
CGCGCCGCCCGGGUCGCUGCCGGAGCUCGCCCGUCGCCCCUGCGCUGCGCGGACCGCGGCCACAGCCGGACUGGUGGGCACGGCGGCGACAGACGGAUUGGCUUGACAGUCCCAGUCCUCAGAGGAGCACCGGCCUCGAGGCGGUGGCGUCCGCGUCCGCUUGUCCCGGAGCAGGGGCAGGUGCCGCGCGGGGGGCGCUCCAGGGACCGCGUUGAGGCCGCGGACGCCGCCCGCCGAGGCCGGCCCCCGGCUCGCCGAACCCAGCUCCCCGCUCGCCGUCGGGGCGUCCCCAGGCCCAAGGGCGGCCGCGGAGCCGAUGCGCGCCAGCUGAGCGUCCCCGGCCGGCCAUGGCCGCGCGCGCAGGCCCGCUCUGGCUCCUGGGGCUGGCGUUGUGCGCGUUGGGCGGGGGCGGCCCCGGCCUGCGACCCCCGCCCGGCUGUCCCCAGCGACGUCUGGGCGCGCGCGAGCGCCGGGACGUGCAACGCGAGAUCCUGGCGGUACUCGGACUACCUGGGCGGCCCCGGCCCCGCGCGCCACCCGCCGCCUCCCGGCUGCCCGCGUCCGCGCCGCUCUUCAUGCUGGACCUGUACCACGCCAUGGCCGGCGACGACGACGAGGACGGCGCGCCCGCGGAGCGGCGCCUGGGCCGCGCCGACCUGGUCAUGAGCUUCGUCAACAUGGUGGAGCGAGAUCAUGCCCUGGGCCAGCAGGAGCCCCAUUGGAAGGAGUUCCGCUUUGACCUGACCCAGAUCCCGGAUGGGGAGGCGGUCACAGCUGCGGAGUUCCGGAUUUACAAGGUGCCCAGCAUCCACCUGCUCAACAGGACCCUCCAUGUCAGCAUGUUCCAGGUGGUCCAGGAGCAGUCCAACAGGGAGUCUGACUUGUUGUUUUUGGAUCUUCAGACGCUCCAAGCUGGGGACGAGGGCUGGCUGGUGCUGGACGUCACAGCAGCCAGUGACCGCUGGUUGCUGAAGCGUCACAAGGACCUGGGACUCCACCUCUAUGUGGAGACUGAGGACGGUGAGAUGUGGACUGGCUGGGGCUGGACCAAGGACUCCAGGCUUCAGAUGUGGAAACUGAGGCUCAGCAGGGACCCUCGGGUCCUCAGCCUUCAUGCUCCUGGACCUGCCCAGGCCCUGGCAGAGAGAUCCCUGCUGUGUCUGCUGCAGGGCCACUGCCCGGCCAGUCCGAGUCCCAUCCGCACCCCUCGGGCAGUGAGGCCACUGAGAAGGAGGCAGCCGAAGAAAACCAACGAGCUGCCGCAGGCCAACCGACUCCCAGGGAUCUUUGAUGACGUCCACGGCUCCCACGGGCGGCAGGUCUGCCGUCGGCACGAGCUCUACGUCAGCUUCCAGGACCUUGGCUGGCUGGUAAUUGCUGACUCUCCUUGUUUCUGAAAUGACAAUCACCACCUGUAGAUCAGAAGUGACUCUGUAGGGAGGACAUAGAAUCAUGAGUGACUUCAAUUUUCUUAGGUAUUUUUUUCUUCUGUGUUUUCCAAGUUUUCUAAAGUGAGAAUAUGGUGAGAAAGG